CUUCUCGGCUAUCUGUUAGCUGUUGCUAUGGAGCCGGCUAGCUGUUAGCUGUUGCUAUGGAGACAGAAUGCAUUGCGACCGUAAGCCCUUGCGCCUGCGCAAUCUUAACUUUAGCAAUGCACUGUGGGAUUGGCGUGUAUUGACAUAGCAACCGGGCCGAGAAGCCGACUCCAACUAUAUCUGCUCGGAGUAGGUUUUGCUUCAGUUUCCUUCGCUCAAAGUGCCGCGCUGCGUUUUCCACCGCUGCAAUGAACGCGGCGGUGGUGAAAAAGACCCAGGACACACUGGGAAAAGUGAUAAAGAAACCCCCGCUGACGGAGAAACUACUGAGCAGGCCGCCGUUUCGAUACCUUCACGACAUCUUCAGCGAGGUCAUCAGAACCACUGGUUUCAUGAAAGGAUUGUAUGAAGAAAAAGAAAUGAAGUCAGAUAACGUCAAGGAUAAAGACUCUAAAAUAGCUUUUCUUCAGAAAGCAAUAGAUGUAGUGAUGUUGGUGUCUGGGGAGCCUCUGGCAGCAAAACCUGCACGAAUUAUUGCCGGCCACGAGCCUGAGAGAACCAACGAGCUGCUUCAGGCCCUCGCUAAAUGCUGCCUCAACAAGUUGUCGAGUGAUGAGGCAGUGAAACGAGUUCUUUCAGGGGAAAACGUCGACUUAAAGACCAAAACCAGCACCUCUAGGUCUCAGGGGAAGGAAAAAAGGGAGGGAAGAGAACGGCAGCCAGAUAAGGAAGAAAAGAAGAAGAUUGAGCGCAGUGGCAGCCGGGAACAAAAGGAUCCCAAACAGCCUAAAGACCAGGAGAGCCGACACAGAGACAAAGAAGAUCAGCGUGACCACGAGCGCGCAGAAAGGCAUCACCGCAGUGAGCAGGAACAUCAGACUAAAGACCGCGAUAAGGACAAGGAGCGAGAGCGAGACAAGGAUCGAGACAAGGGACGUGUCAGGGACAAGGAGAAAGGCCGAGAACUGGACAGAGACAAGGAGAAGACCAGAGAGAGGGAUUCUCACAGAGACAAAGGCAAAGACAGGAAUGAAAAAAACCGAAGUGGAGAUAGAGGAAAUGUUAAGGCCAGAGAAUCAGAGGAACCUCAGCAGAAACCCCCUCCUGAGGAGCAGAGCACCAAAACCGCCAAACCUAUGCCAGCAGAUCUAAAAGGUGUUGAAGAGCUCACAGAUGUAGUUGAGAACCAGUCUGGUAGUCCAGCAAGGAUACCCAGACCCUCAUCUGCCAAAGGCCAGAGAAGGAAACCUAAAGCUGGUCAUGAUGAGUCGGACAGUGAAGGAGAUGGAGAGCUUCCACUAGCACAGAGACAUGUCCCUCAGGAGAAUGGAGACGCCAAUGCAGUGCCAUCAUCAGACCAGACUUCUGGACGAACAGCUCGACCCAGCAGCGCUCGCCCAGCACCUCCUCGAGUGAGGAGACAAACAAGCAGCGCCGAGGGGACCCCAGCUGAGAGGCUGUCCAGUGCCAAGCCCCCAGCUCUGAUUAUAAUGGAUGGGAAGAGAAUGUCAGAGGAAGAGGAGGGUGAAGAUGAGCAGUUCCUAGUGGUGGAAGCAGCACCUCCAGAUGCUCCUGAGAUGGAGAGAGAACCUGCACCAGAACUCGACACAGAUGAAAAACAUGGCGGACUUGUAAAGAAGAUCCUUGAGACCAAGAAAGACUACGAAGCGUCUCCGUCCUCACUGAAAUCUAAAGAACAGAGCUCGGCGUCCGAAACGGCAAGUUAUAAAGAGCGGGAGCUCGUGACGAGGGAGAUAGAGCGGCUUCGCUCCUCCAUUCAGAUGGUGUGCCGGAGUUCUUUACCUCUAGGAAAGAUCAUGGACUACAUCCAGGAGGACGUGGAUGCCAUGCAGGCUGAGCUGCAGAGCUGGCGGCGGGAGAAUGAGGAGCAUGCACAGGCCUUGUUGCAGGAGCAGAGAGAAACAGACCGGGCCGUGGAGCCUCUAAAAGCCGAGCUAGCUGAGCUGGAACAACUUAUUAAGGACCAUCAGGAUAAGAUAUGUGCUGUGAAGUCCAACAUACUGAAGAAGGAGGAGACCAUCCAGAAGAUGUUGACUGGGAUCAACUUCUCCUCCAGAACCUGACUGAAAAAAACUGAAUAUGCUCUGAGAGAGCUUUAGAGAGAGAAGUGGUCCGGCUCAUUCAGACUAAAGAGCUGCACUGUGCUCUAGAGACCCUGCUUUUAGGUUUCAGGUAACAGAAUUAAACAGAAUGAAUCAUCUGGCUGUUUUGGAAGUCGUGCCUUUGCUGGAUGGGUCCGUGCACAGAGUUAGUGUGGAUUGCUUGGCUGACGACACAUUCUACAACCAUACCUAACAAUGUCUGAUUAUCACUUCACUAACAAGUCAAGAAGAGCUUUCCUUUAAGGUGCUGGAAAAAUAAAAUAAACAUCAACUGUUUAUAGGAUUUUUAAAAUUAUCUAAAUUCGUCUACAUAAAGAGAGAUGUUCAUCUGACUAAAGCUUCAACUGUGUUCAGGAUGUAGGAGGAAGGUCCAGUUAGUGUAUCUUCCUGCCAUUCUUUAUUAUAGCACCUUUAUUUACUCCUUCAG
This is a messenger RNA of Cyprinodon tularosa, 2550 nucleotides long. RefSeq names its product TNF receptor-associated factor 3 interacting protein 1 (gene ift54). Gene Ontology annotation, molecular function: microtubule binding. The transcript is spliced from 17 exons. The record is from RefSeq and is a predicted model, not a curated record. Gene Ontology annotation, cellular component: axoneme; intraciliary transport particle B; centrosome. The coding region runs from base 249 to 2084 and encodes 611 amino acids. NCBI's taxonomy places the organism in Eukaryota, Metazoa, Chordata, Actinopteri, Cyprinodontiformes, Cyprinodontidae. Gene Ontology annotation, biological process: regulation of microtubule cytoskeleton organization; intraciliary transport; cilium assembly.